Meriones unguiculatus (Mongolian gerbil) is the source of this 6684-nucleotide messenger RNA. RefSeq names its product lemur tyrosine kinase 3 (gene Lmtk3). The transcript has 16 exons. NCBI's taxonomy places the organism in Eukaryota, Metazoa, Chordata, Mammalia, Rodentia, Muridae. The record is from RefSeq and is a predicted model, not a curated record. Gene Ontology annotation, molecular function: ATP binding; protein kinase activity. Gene Ontology annotation, biological process: protein phosphorylation. Bases 230 to 4588 code for a protein of 1452 amino acids.
GGUUCUCCAGCCAAAGGGGCAGUUUUGCGAGCUCACUCCCUACUCACCCCAAUCCCUUUCCCUGCAUUUUGCUGCUCCUCCAUCUUACGAGGAUCCUGCCUCAGUUUCUCCAGUAAGCCCCCAUCCCCCGUGUGGCCUCCCUUCUUCCCAGUGCCCCCAUUGAGCAGUGCUGCGCGCGCAGCUCCCGUCCAGCCUCACUGAGGGGACAAGUCGCAGGUAUUCCUGGACCAUGGAGACAUCCUCGCCGAGGGCGGCAGUCCGCGCUUCCGGCCGCCGAUACCUCCACCUCCCUUCCAUCCUGGACAAGAUGCCUGCACCCGGCGCACUCAUCCUCCUGGCGGCCGUCUCCGCCUCCGGCUGCCUGGCGUCCCCAGCGCACCCGGAUGGAUUCGCUCUGAGCCGAGCCCCUUUGGCUCCGCCCUACGCUGUGGUCCUCAUUUCGUGCUCCGGUCUGCUGGCCUUCAUCUUCCUCCUCAUUACCUGUCUGUGUUGCAAACGGGGUGAUGUUCGUUUCAAGGAGUUUGAGAACCCGGAAGGGGAGGACUGCUCCGGGGAGUACACCCCCCCUGCGGAGGAGACCUCUUCCUCACAGUCGCUGCCGGAUGUCUACAUCCUGCCGCUGGCAGAGGUCUCACUGCCCAUGCCUGCUCCGCAGCCUGCACACUCAGACAUCAGCACCCCCCUGGGCCUGAGCCGCCAGCACCUCAGCUACCUGCAGGAGAUUGGCAGCGGCUGGUUCGGGAAGGUGAUCCUGGGGGAGGUGUUCUCAGACUACACCCCAGCCCAGGUGGUGGUGAAAGAGCUCCGGGCUAGCGCGGGGCCCCUGGAGCAGCGCAAGUUCAUCUCGGAGGCCCAGCCCUACAGGAGCCUGCAGCACCCCAAUGUCCUCCAGUGCCUGGGCGUCUGUGUGGAGACCUUGCCCUUCCUGUUGAUCAUGGAGUUCUGCCAGCUGGGGGACCUGAAGAGAUACCUGCGGGCCCAGCGGCCACCUGAAGGCAUGUCCCCUGAACUUCCCCCUCGAGACCUUCGGACCCUGCAGAGGAUGGGCCUAGAGAUUGCCCGCGGACUGGCGCACCUGCACUCCCACAACUAUGUGCACAGCGAUCUGGCGCUGCGCAACUGCCUGCUGACUUCAGACCUGACUGUGCGGAUCGGGGACUAUGGGCUGGCGCAUAGCAACUACAAGGAAGACUACUACUUGACACCCGAGCGCCUGUGGGUGCCGCUGCGCUGGGCAGCGCCGGAGCUGCUGGGCGAGCUGCACGGUAGCUUCGUGCUGGUGGAUCAGAGCCGAGAGAGCAACGUCUGGUCCCUGGGGGUGACGCUCUGGGAGCUGUUCGAGUUCGGGGCCCAGCCCUACCGCCACCUGUCGGACGAGGAGGUCUUGGCCUUCGUUGUUCGUCAGCAGCAUGUCAAGCUGGCGCGGCCCAGGCUCAAGCUGCCCUACGCCGACUAUUGGUAUGACAUCCUGCAGUCUUGCUGGCGGCCGCCAGCCCAGCGCCCCUCGGCCUCCGAUCUCCAGCUGCAGCUCACUUACCUGCUGUCUGAGCGGCCCCCCAGACCCCCUCCGCCUCCACCCCCUCCCCGAGAUGGGCCCUUCCCCUGGCCCUGGCCCCCCUCGCAUAGCGCGCCCCGCCCGGGGACCCUGUCCUCGCAGUUCCCCCUUCUGGAUGGCUUCCCUGGGGCGGACCCGGAUGAUGUGCUCACGGUCACCGAGAGCAGCCGUGGCCUCAACCUUGAGUGCCUGUGGGAGAAGGCCCGGCGUGGGGCAGGCCGGGGCGGGGGUGCGCCCCCGUGGCAGCCCGCUUCCGCGCCUCCGGCACCCCACACCAACCCGUCCAAUCCCUUCUACGAGGCGCUGUCCACGCCCAGCGUGCUUCCGGUCAUCAGCGCGCGCAGCCCCUCGGUGAGCAGCGAGUACUACAUCCGCCUGGAGGAGCACGGUUCUCCACCGGAGCCCCUCUUCCCCAACGACUGGGACCCGCUGGACCCAGGCGUGCCGGGCCCCCAGGCCCCCCAGGCUCCCUCCGAGGUCCCCCAGCUGGUGUCCGAGACCUGGGCCUCCCCCCUCUUCCCUGCGCCCCGGCCCUUCCCAGCCCAGUCCUCUGGAUCAAGUGGCUUCCUGCUGAGCGGCUGGGACCCCGAGGGCCGGGGCGCAGGGGAGACCCUGGCUGGAGAUCCGGCCGAGGUGCUUGGGGAACAGGGUACCGCGCCCUGGGCCGAGGAGGAGGAGGAAGAGAGCUCCCCAGGCGAAGACAGCAGCAGCCUCGGAGCGGGGCCCAGCCGCCGCGGACCCCUGCCCUGUCCCCUGUGCAGCCGCGAGGGCCCCUGCUCCUGCCUGCCGCUGGAGCGGGGGGAUGCUGUGGCCGGCUGGGGGGGCCACCCUGCCCUUGGAUGUCCCCACCCCCCAGAGGACGACUCUUCGCUGCGUGCAGAGCGGGGCUCCCUGGCCGACCUGCCUCUGGUCCCCCCCACCUCGGCCCCUCCCGAGUUUCUGGACCCCCUUAUGGGGGCCGCAGCGCCCCAGUACCCCGGGCGGGGGCCCCCUCCCGCUCCCCCCCCUCCACCGCCGCCUCCCCGGGCCGCCGCGGAGCCGGCGGCCGCGUCCCCCGACCCCCCGUCGGCCCUGGCCAGUCCAGGCUCCGGCCUGUCGUCUCCGGGCCCCAAGCCGGGGGACAGCGGCUACGAGACCGAGACCCCUUUUUCCCCCGAGGAAGUCUUCCCAGGUGGGGGGGCGGCCGAGGAGGAAGGGGUCCCUCGGCCACGGGCUCCCCCCGAGCCACCCGACCCAGGAGCGCCCCGGCCACCCCCAGACCCGGGUCCCCUCCCACUCCCCGGGUCCCAGGAGAAGCCAACCUUUGUAGUUCAAGUGAGCACCGAGCAGCUGUUGAUGUCCCUGCGGGAGGACGUGACAAAGAACCUCCUGGGGGACAAGGGGUCGACACCCGGGGAGACAGGACCCAGGAAGGCGGGGAGAAGCCCCGGGACCAGAGAGAAGGGCCCCGGCCCCAACAGGGACCUGACGUCCCUGGUCAGCAGGAAGAAAGCCCCGAGCUGGAGCCCUCCGGUGAACGGGGUGACAGUGUUGGAGAACGGGAAGCCAGGAGCCCCGGACACGAAGGAGACGGUGGCGGAGAAUGGCCUGGAAUCUCCCGAGAGAGGAGAGAAAGCUCUGGUGAAUGGGGAGCCGAUGUCCCCAGAGGCCGAGGAGAAGGUGCUGGCGAAUGGGGUUCUGAUGUCCCCAAAGAGCGAGGAGGAGAAGGUGGCCGAGAAUGGGGUCCCGAGGCUGCCCAGGAUCACGGAGAGGCCGCUAGAGACUGGGUCUCGGAGAGUCCCCGAGCCCUGGGAGAAGACGCCCGAGACUGGGUCUCCGGCUCCAGAGAGCCUGCCGGCUCGAGCCCAUGCGCCCUGCGAAGCAGCCUUGCCCCAGAACGGCUUGGAGAUGGCCCCUGGCCAGCUUGGCCCAGCCCACAAGAGCGGGAACCCGGAACCCGGGACCGAGUGGAGAGUCCAAGAGAGUGGGGGGGCGCCGAGAGCCCCCGGGGCUGGGAAGCUGGACCUCGGGAGUGGGGGCCGAGCCCUGGGGGUCGUGGGGACGGCCCCCGGCGGCGGCCCCGCAAGCGGCGUGGACGCAAAGGCCGGAUGGGUAGACAGCUCGAGACCACUGCCACCUCCGCCACAGCUACCGGGGGCCCAACAGAGGAGGCCGGAGCCAGCGCCCUUGAAAUCCAGGCCGGAGCAGGCUCCCGAGGAAGAGCCAGGGGUGCCAGACAGCAGGCUCGGCGGAGACACGGCCCCCAGCGCAGACGAGGGCCCCCCCAGGCCGGAGAGGAAGGGCCCCGAGAUGCCACGCUUGUUCUUGGACUUGGGACCCCCUCAGGGGAACAGCGAGCAGAUCAAAGCCAAACUCUCCCGGCUCUCGCUGGCGCUCCCACCGCUCACGCUCACGCCGUUUCCGGGCCCGGGCCCGCGGCGGCCACCUUGGGAGGGCGUGGACGCAGGGGCAGCUGGAGGGGAGGCCGGCGGGGCGGGGGCGCCGGGGCCAGCGGAGGAGGACGGGGAGGACGAGGACGAGGACGAGGAGGACGAGGAGGCAGCGGGCUCCCGGGGCCCCGGGAGGACGCGGGAAGCCCCAGUGCCCGUCGUGGUGAGCAGCGCCGACGCGGACACGGCCCGCCCGCUGCGGGGGCUGCUCAAGUCUCCACGCGCGGCCGACGAGCCAGAGGACAGCGAGCUGGAGAGGAAGCGCAAGAUGGUCUCCUUCCACGGGGACGUGACCGUCUACCUCUUCGACCAGGAGACUCCAACCAACGAGUUGAGCGUCCAGGGCACCCCCGAGGGGGACACGGAGCCAUCAACGCCCCCAGCGCCCCCGACGCCUCCCCACCCCACCACCCCAGGAGAUGGGUUUCCCAACAACGACAGCGGCUUUGGCGGCAGUUUCGAGUGGGCGGAGGAUUUCCCCCUCCUCCCCCCGCCAGGGCCCCCCCUGUGCUUCUCCCGCUUCUCCGUCUCACCUGCGCUGGAGACCCCGGGGCCUCCCACCCGGCCUCCAGACGCCCGGCCCGCAGGCCCCGUGGAGAACUGACUCCCCAAAGACCCAGCCCCUUUGCACCCCAAGAAGAGGGUUUGCGAGCAGAAUCUUGUGUGGACGAUGGAGCCGUUGCCCCUGAUGUGGACACAGCCUCUGGGGAGGCGCCUGAGGCUGGGCCCUCCUCCUCCUCCUCCACCAUGUGCCAAACAGGAGGCCCAGGCCCUCCACCUCCACCCAGCCCCCCAGAUGGGUCCCCUGAUCCCCCGGACUCCCUUGGAGCCACAUGAGGCAGGAAGCCCCAUCGCUGGACAGCCACAUUUCUUGGAACUGAACUGAACUCUUUUGGGCCCGGAGCCCCUGGCACACCAGAGGCCCCUCCUGACUCACUUCUGGCCUCAUGAGGGCCACUGGCUUCAGGAACCUGGGCCCCCAUCUUGCGUCUCCCCUUCCCCCAAGCCUGGCCCCCAGAGGGGCCUCUGAUUCAAACCUUCGCGUGACAUUUUCACAUUAUUUAAAAAAGACAAAAACAAAUUUUGGAGGAAAACGGGGCCUGUGUGUGUUUGGGGAGGCGGGUGGGAGAUGCCAGUAGACACUGCAUGGAAGUCACUGUCUUCCUUACAGCCCCUAAGGCAACGUGCCUGCGGAGCUUGCCUGCCUUUCCCUUCCUCUCUCCGGGUCUGCUCCUCAUGGCCUGUGCCAUUGGUGGCAGCCUCGACUUACCAGUCCAUGUUCCAGGAGGAGGCAGUGAUGGCUUGGGACCAGGCAGUUGUGGUAACCAUGUUCUUCAGGGUCUGGAAGCUAUCAGAGGGCCAGACCAGGUGGUGGUGGUGGUGGGAGGGUACUCAGAACCCAUCUGCUGAAACUCAGCUGAGUCAUCUGCUAGCCGCUGCCUGGCCUGCCUGCCCACGCUGGCCUGUCUCUCAUUUCUCCCCGUUCCUGCCCACCUCCUGGGUAGGCACACAAAUACUGUCUCUGUGAUCAUGCACACACCUACCCACCCCCCUCUAUCCCUGGACAUUGUUCUUCGCCUGCCCAAGUGCUUGUGUCUCUGUUCAGUCUUCCUCGCAGUGACCUAUGACUGCUGCUCUGGUUUCUUCCUGUUACUGUGUUCUCCUGUGCCUCUCUCUGCCUCGGCUACACCUUGGGUUUUGUCCCUGUUUUCUCUCCCUCCCUUCCUCCUGUGGCUGCCUGUUCCUUAGCUUCUCUGUGGCUGGGCUGUUGGUGUCUCUUGAGUUGGGUACCUCACCCCAACACUGGGGACCAGAUUUAUUUAUUGUACAUGCAGGGAGUGAAUUUACAUGGUAGAAGGACAGGGCAAGCAGUGGUUUUGAGUAGGAUGGUCUACCCUAUAAUUACAGUGACAGGACAUAGGGGUCACAAAAGACCUUAAGAAGGGCUCUCCUUCCUCACAGGAUUGUUGCCUAGCAAAUGCCUAAUUCACAGAAUGAGGGUUAUAGCCCUAAUGCCAAGACAGAGAGGAGGCCUAAGAUCAGGAUCUUUGUGUGUGUGUGUGUGUGUGUGCUGGAACCCAUUGUGCAGACCAGGCUGGCCUCACACACAGAAAUUAGCCUGCCCCUGCUUCCUGAGUGUCCCAGCACCUGGCAAGGGCUAGGAUUUUUAGGUGAGGGAAGAGGGCUUGGCCUAACCUGGUGGCAGUGAGGGAGGGCCGGGGCCUUUAAGCCUCAGGCUGAGGGAAGAGACCAGUCCAAGAUCUGAGACAUUAACGUCCUGCCCGGUUGCAGGGAGCAGGUGGAGGGAGGAGUGCUGGAAGGAGGGCUCCCAUGAGGGAGAAAGGCCAGGGUCUGGAUGGUCUGAGGGGGAAUCUGGGCUCAGGGUCCUUGGAACUGAGGAAGAUGGCUGGGCUGGGUCCCUGGUCUGGAAGAGGGUAAACUCUUUCACUAGCCCUCACUCCACAAACUCAUAUUCAGUUGUCUUCAACCACAGAAACUUACUGCUUCACAGUUUUGGAGGCUACAAGACCAAGACCAAGGACAUCAGUGUUUGGAAAAAUCUUCCGUGGUUUUGCAAGCCUGGCCUCAGGUAACCACUGGCACUCUCUGGCUUAUCUGUGCUUUGCCCUAUUCUGUGCAUUCCUCCCCACAGGGCACCCUCUGUGCCUGCAGUCCAAAUACUUACUUGAGGGACUCUUA